Wyeomyia smithii (pitcher-plant mosquito) is the source of this 1842-nucleotide messenger RNA. RefSeq lists its product as uncharacterized. Bases 472 to 831 code for a protein of 119 amino acids. NCBI's taxonomy places the organism in Eukaryota, Metazoa, Arthropoda, Insecta, Diptera, Culicidae. The transcript has 4 exons. The record is from RefSeq and is a predicted model, not a curated record.
GUCGUUGUUAGGCAGCCAACUUGCGUGGAAGCUUUCUCCUCGUCCUUGUUUUAGUACAGUUCUGUUCUUGAGUGUAUCGCGUAUCUUUUUACUUCACUCUUGUCUUGUUCUAUCCAUCCACCGGCCACAGGCAGAACAGUACCAACCGGCAAGUGUCAGUGUGUCUCUAUUUUUGCCUUUUCUGUGUGUAGAAAAAAACAGUGCUUUCGCGAGCCGCCGCUCUAUCUCUCCCGCUCUAUCUGCGUCCAAUCUGGAGGACGGGAACACAGGAACAGGUUUCGUGGGCCGAUCGGCCAGAACAUGAACAUUUGCCGACCAACGGCGAAACUACAAACUGCGUAUUAAUUGGUGCUAGCAAUUCGAAAUCAAAACUUUCUUCGAAACAAACGCGCCAGUGCUACUGAUGGAUUGCUUCUUCGGAACUGUCGAUUUAAGUGUUUAAUUUGUUUUUUGUUGAUAAAAUUGUGUAUCAUGGCAAUCGCUUUCUACUGUGAGGAUGAGGAUCCCAAACUGUUCCAAGGCUAUUACACUGCCUUUGGAUAUUCGAGCUAUCAGCAACAGCAGCAGCAAGCACACAGUCAAACGACUCAGCUGGCGGUCAGUGUUGACGAAAACAAUAGCAACACUGGCAACUGUGCACUGCACGACCACAACAACAACGUUAGCAGUGACAGUUCUAGCAGUGUUUCCGCUGUCGAUGACGGUCGGCAAUUGAUGCACAUAUUGCAUCAGGUGCUCUACCGGUACACAAUGGAAGGAGCCCUCAGCCCGGCCCACACAUCCUGUGCGUUCUGCAACAAAAUAUACUACUUGUUCCAGCUACUGUACUGACCGCAGCCUUCCUGGCGAAAGGUUCAACCGCAAAACAAACUGAACGAAGCAAACGAAAAGUUCCAAUAAAAGCAUUAACUCUCUCGGCGCACUUGCUGAAAAAGAGAAACUAAAGCGUAAGCAAACAAAAAAAACUUAAAAAAAACAAUCAUCAAAGCUAACGAAUCGACGGAUCGCAUCAAAGGACACCACGAACUGUUAAUGGAAAUGUUAAGCCGCCACUGCAAAGCAGCCAGUCGAAUUUUCACCGGAACACAACAAAGUCCCCGAUCCGUCGAUUUCCUGUGAUGGAAGCAAUUUUGUCGUUUUUAAUUCUAUGAGAUAACUGCGAACCGUUUAGAGUGUAUAAAUACCUAGUUAACGUUGUAAAACUAGAUAAACUGCAAACUGGUUUUCCUUUCAUUUAUCGUUCCAGAGCAAUCCAGCACAGAAUUACGCAGUAAUUUUAAUGUUAGUCGUAAACUUAAUCGCGCAUUGUCGAUAUUAGAGGCAAGAACCUAGGUUAAGCUUUCUUCUGUUUUCCCCAACGUGAUUUCAUAUAGUUUCGUAUCAACAGUAAAUUCGCUGUAGGAUGUAAGGCACUAGGACAAUGUUCGGUUUGCCAGCCAUGUGCGCGGCUAGGCCGAAGACUGUUAGGAAUCAAACUUAUUGGAGGAGCGCCACGCUCACGUGAAUAAGAAAAUCAGCCACUUCCGUUCGAUGCCAAGGAAGAUGAUCUCAGUGCUAGCUUUGUAAGGUCGUAAACCCCCCUCAUCAGUAGCUUUUUGUUUUGCGUGUUAUAUACCAACGAGAAAGCUACCGAAUCGACUGUAAAUUAGCCUUUUUUUAUUUCGGAAGCCACACGAUUUAUGCUCAUUAAUUUUAAGUUAUGCUCGACUGUACCAACUAUAAAGAACGCAACGAUUCAGUUUCCAGUUUCUACUUAACUUAGCGACUUAUUUUUGUACGUUAUAUAGCAGUAAGUGUAAUGCUAUUCAAUUGAGAAUACAACUUUAAAAUGUGUUUAUCAUA